AUGACAGGAACACUCACACCACAGAGGCUGACACUGUGGAUCCUCAGUGUGGUUCUGAUCACUGCCGCUGGAGAGGACAUCUCAUGUCCAGAAGGUGGGCGCAUUCACCUGGCUGAGCAGAAAUGCUAUUGGCUCUCUGAAAUUACAUUAUCAUGGCCUGGGGCACAAAGCAGGUGCAAAGACACUCCCAGAGGAGAUCUGGCGCGUGCUGACAGCUCGGACCUGCAAACCUUUGUCUUUCACUCAUUUCCAGUGAGAACCCCUGUGUGGGUAUGGCUGAAGGGAUCAGAGGGAGAAAAAUUUGACCAGGCUGGGAUUGUGGAGUCAAUGAGUCCUGCAUUGAGAGCCAGACACAGUGCGCCUCAGAUGCUGUGUCCUCAGAUGGCUUUGGGGAGACAGGGAGGAUGGAGAAGAGCUCCAUGUGCUGAACCACACCUCUUCCUUUGUGAAAAAGAACUGACUCAGCCUGAACUAUCUGUGAACAGUUACCUACUUGGACUUGCUUUCAUGACCGGCAUCUAUGCUCAGACCAAAGUACGGCCCUUACCAAACACCCCAGACAUCGGACAACUCACAGUCGAGAUGCAGCUGUUCCCUGGGAUGUGGUUCAGUCAUGCUGGUCAGCUAAAGUCAGUGGAUCUAAUGGUUCAGCCCAACACAAAGUCCUCUGUAGCCCGUGUCCAGAUACUCCGACCCUACUGCAAUCCCAACCAUCAUCUGGUACCUCCAGGUUGUAGUUCUCUCCUCAACCCGUUCAGCUGCUGCUCAGCGGUCCCUCUGUGUAACACCACAGGGGGCUGCAGCAGGGGUCAGUACUGGUGCCACCUGCUUGAGACCUGUGUGUGCACCACAUGUCCCUGCAGCCCCUACGACUCUGCAGUAGGGAGCCGUGGCUUUGUUUUACCCCCGAGGUACCCUACAUUACCCCCCUUCUAUCACCUGGUGGCAGACCUGCCUCUGACAAUAAACCCAAGCCCUGACCUCAGGAUGUUCAGUCUUCUUCUGCCGGACCAAGCAAUCCUGGUGUUCCCUGAUGAUAUUGUGGCUCUUCAACACACUCGCAGCUCUGGAACAUUUCUACGCUGCCUUCAGAGUGAAGCUUCUGCAGGAUCCCCAUGGCGCCAGAGUUACCUGUCUCUAAGGGGAACAGAGUGGGGGAGCUGGUGGGAGGGGGGCCUCACCUCCCUUCCUCCAGGGGGACAGUGGGUUGAUGGGGUAGUGUGUGAUCUGAGGAUGCUGUAUGAAGACAAUCUUCCUACAGGGACAGAGCACGAUGAAAAGUUCUGCUUUACCGAAAGACACACAACCACAGCUCCCACCGUUCAGGCCCUGACAAGUGGUCCUACUCUGGGUGCUGGAUUUGGGCUAACUGUUAUCCAUCCUGUGCCAGAUCAGAAUAACCAGAUUCACGUCCAAAUCCAUGUCCCAACACUGAUUGUUGUCAAGGUCCUGUCAGGGGAAUACGCCAGGAGCUCAUGGUCUGCCCCGGUUCAACAGACUGGAGUCCCCUUUUUUUCACACUGCCCAGAGGAGGUGACUCAGGUUCUGCCUGAGUGCACCAGGCAGUCUGGUGAUACCUGGUUCUCCUCUGUGACUCUGGUUCUGCCAUCUGAAGGGGUUCAAACACUGAACAUCAGUGUGAUGGAUGCAGUCAGCUCUCAGGAUCUCAGAGUCAAGGUGUGGGGCUAUGAGGCGGUGACAGGGCUGAGUGUGGAGCCUCACAGAUGCUGGAGGAUGAUCGUGGACACUCCACAGAUAUUUGUAGCCAGAGUUGAGCGGGGCUCCUCGGUCAGGUUCUCAUGGGUGAUCGAUGAUCUGGAUGACUUUGCUCAUGAAGGAGAGUCUUACAGCGUGGUGUUCAAGAAACCUUCAGAGUACAGCGCUGUAAACCAGCUGAUCUUCCUGACUGCUGAUGAAAUCUCCCCGAUGGCUGAGCCAGAGUUCCUGUUGGUCAGAGAGGUCGUAGCUGUGGAUGCUGUACGUCUCUACAGCCUCAGGGUUAAAGUUGACGUCUCCCUGCCCAUCACGUUCAGCUGGGAUUUUGGGGAUGGAAGUAACAAAGUGAUCCACUACCAGUCAGCUCCAUGUCUGACCAUGCAAGGUGUUCUGAGGAGACAACAGAAGCAUGUGUACGUGCAGGACACGGUGAACCACGCCUACUCUGUCCAAGAUGACUUCAAACUUCACGUCAGAGUCUUCAACAAGUACGACACUACUGAUGCUUUCAUGAAGAUAAGCAUCCUCCCUGAGUUAACUCAACUCCUCGUUUCCCCUUCCCUCCCCGUGCCCUCGGUCAAAGAGACUCUAGUUUUGGAAGCUUCUACUGAGCCUUUCAGCCGAGCUGUUCUUUAUACCUGGGACUUUGGAGACGGCUCUGAAGCCGUCCAGAGUACCAACCGUAAAAUCCUCCAUACUUUUGAAACAGCUGGGGUUUAUAACAUCACCGUGUGUGCCAACAACUCUCUGACGGUGCUGCGCAGCUCUCUCCGUGUGGAGGUUCAGGAGAACAUCUCUGGAUUAACAAUCAGCUGCAAUGAACCAGCUGAACUGAGCUCUCCAGUAGAUCUCAGAGCUACAGUGGGCGCUGGUACAGGUCUCAUCUGGACUUUUGACUUUGGGGAUGGGUCCCUGCAGGGAAACCUUAAAGAUGGUUCCAUCUCUCACGUCUAUACGUCACCAGGGAACUAUACGGUUGAUGUAACAGUUUUAAACUCUGUCAGCCGAGCUCAUCAGUCCAUCAUGGUACAGGUCUACAGGUUGGCUGUGAGUGGAGUUCUUCCUACAGGAUGUGUAACGAGUGGGGAAGACGUUCAGCUUAGAGCUCUGGUAAAUGGAAACACAUCAAAUCUGACUUUUCAUUGGCUGAUAGGAGACGGAUCAGCCCUCGCUAUAGUGAAGGGAAACCCCACAACCAUGCACAGAUUUCAAAAGCAUGGCGUCUUCCCUGUAGGACUCACUGUCCUCAGCUCUGUUACGUCUGUGUCGUUUAAUACAAGCAUCUGUGUGGAGCUGAGAAUAACGAACAUCACAGUGCAGACGUCAAGUGGAGUAGCUGCAGCAGGAGAAGAGGUGUGCUUUCAGGUGUUAGUAUCCCCUGAGCAGACGAGCGGUUAUUCCUUCACGUGGUUUAGAAGCUCAUCCGGUCUCAUCGUCACGACAGAACGCUCUCACAGGUGUUUCAUUUUCAAAGACGAGGGAGAUGAGGAGGUUUCAGUGACAGCAAGUAACACAGUCAGCAACAAGACAGCCAACGCUACUGUCAGCAUUCAGACCCCUGUUGGAAGGCUGUCUGUUUCCCACAGUCUGAAUGACACACUGACCGUCAAUGAACCUGUUUCAUUUUGGGUUACCAGUUGCGCCGGCAGCGAUGUGUCAGUGCUGUGGGACUUUGGAGACGGCUCUCCGGUUCAACAGAAGCCAAACACGUCACAUGUGUUCACCUCGAAGGGUCAGUUCACCGUCACGGCCACGGCGUUCAAUGCAGUCAGCCGUCAGUCUGUGACCCUAAACCUCAAUGUUUCCCUCCCCCAAUCAGAGCUUUCCCUCCACACAGACCGGCCUUACGCUGCAGUAGGAGAGGAGGCGCUCAUCUCAGCAGUGAGCAGCAACAUGGGUGAAACUGACUACAACUGGACUGUCGAUGGCGUCCCUUCAACCAAACAAGGUGGGCAUCACUUCCGGUUUGCUUUCAAGGAACCGGGAGUCUUUGAGAUCAGAGUUACAGCACAGAACCUGGUGAGCAGAAGAGAGGCCACUAUUUUAAUAGAGGUCUUUGAAAGAAUAGAAGGUCUGCAGAUCGUCACAAACAUGAAGUACGUACCAACACAAGAAGAGAUCAGGUUCACGUCUGCAGUCACCAAAGGCUCCAGUGUGAAGUAUCACUGGCUGGCGACACAGACGGGAGUAGACAGACGAAUCAAUGGUGAUGGAAGUAUCUUUGACAUGAUAGCUGAAGCUCCUGGAGAGGUUUUAAUCCAGCUAAGAGCUUCUAACAAACUGGGGGAGGUCACCAGCACGGUGUCUUUAGUGGCGGUACAGCGCGUAGUUAUUGCAGAUAAGGCACAACAUCCACGCACUGCUGCAGUGGGGAAACCGGUGAAUAUCUCUGUGUCUGUGCUCAGCGGGUCACACCUACGAUUCUCAUGGUAUGUGAACUCUGAUAUUCUACCCGAGCACACGUCUGUGCCGUUUCUUCUCCACACUUUUGUAAGUGUGGGUCGCCGUCUUGUCAGAGUCUCAGUUCAGAACGUCCUCGGCCAGAGAAACGUCACCAUGGAGUUCAACAUUCAGGAAGAGGUCCAGGAGGCGGACUUUGAGAUGGAGGGAAAGAAGCCACCAUUCUUUAUCACAACAGGUGCUGCCGUCCGACUCAAAGGGGUUACUCAAACAGGAAAUGAUCUGAGCUGGACCUGGAGGGUUGAAGGUACCGAUACUUUGCUUUUUAAUGGCGCUAACCAGACUUUCAUGAACACUUUCCCACACGCAGGAAUCUAUCAGGUGUCUCUGAAUGUUUCCAAUCAGAUAGACUGGAAACACGUCUCACACAGCGUCACCGUCCUUGAUGAAGUCACAGGUUUCACGCUGAACAUGUCCAAGUCUUCUAUCUGCACAGAGGAACAAGUGACGUUUACUCCAACCGUCUACAAAGGAAGCAAUGUAAGCUUUGUUAUAACAUUUAGAAACAAGGACUGGACUCAUAGUGAGAGCAUCUCCAAAGAGGGGUUCACCACAUCAAGCCUUCCUGCAGGAAAGACUGCAGUAAGAGUGAAAGCUUGGAACCAUGUUAGCAGUGCUGAGGUGUCCUCCAGCAUCCUGGUCACUGAGCAGGUUCAAGGCCUACGUCUUGUGAACUGUUGCUCUGCUGAUUUAGAGGCUUUGAAAGGAAUCCAGUUUAAAGCAGAGGUUCAAAAGGGACCUCCAGUGAACUACACCUGGAUGUUUCUCUUGGAAGGGUCUUACCCGACCCGGCUGAUGGGCCAGGAAGUGAUCUUCUCUCCACCACACAGCGGAUCAUUAUCUUAUAGUGUGACUGCCACCAGAGGGGUCUGCUCCAAGACACUAAAUGAGACGUCUACAGUCCACCGGCCUCUUCAGCAGGUCAACAUCGUGUGUCUCUCAGAGAGAGUAUUUGUUGGACAUGCGGUCUUGUUUUCUGCAGCAGUGAACGGAUGGAGCAACAUCAGUUACCUCUGGAGCUUUGGAGACUCCUCUGAAACACUGAUGACAGAUGGAGGCACGCUCAAGCAUACGUAUCAUAAUCCUGGGACGUACAGUGUCGUGGUCAAGGCUCUCAGCAGUGUCAGCCAUGUGUCUGCACAGUUAUACACAGAAGUAGAGGAGCUCCGGUGUUCCAGCCCUCAGGUGUCCCUGGUACAGAAACACUCUAAUAUCUUCAGGUCCAGACCAAAUGUCUUCGAAGCAAAGGUGGACAACAACUGCUCAGAUUACAAAACCACAUACCUGUGGGAGAUCCUCAAAGAGUCAGAUUGUACCAGCACCCAUUUAGAUGAAAACAAAGAAAGUCCUAGACUCAAGUUAAAUGUAAACUCACCUCUUCUUUCAAUCCCAAAGCAUAGUCUUGAUGUGGGGCAGUACUGCAUGGUGUUCACAGUUUCACUCCAGGGGACUCCUCUAGCUGUCCAGCAAAGAGCCAGCUUCAAAGUGGUUCAGUCCCCGCCAGUAGCUGUGAUCAAGGGGGGCUCACACAGACUGUGGCCCAGCCUCAGGGAUCUGGUCCUGGAUGGAUCUGGCUCUAAAGAUCCUGAUGCAGAGACAGGGGUGGAAGACACACUGCAGUAUCACUGGACGAUGAUGACGACGGUGACUGUGUUUGACGCUCCUGUACUUCCUGUCAUGGUGGAGUGUGUGUCCUGCUCUGAUCUGUCCUCCCAUCACAAAAUGAGUUACAGCAUGCCCGUCAUUCUGUCUGGACAGUGUGAACAGUGUGAUGACGAGACAAAGUACGAGUGGAGUGCUGAGGACCAGACUGGCGUGAACCUUGACCUUAACGAGGUUUCCACCUCGACAGGGAGAAAGUCCGCUAACCUGGUGAUACGUUCAGGUGUUCUGCAGCCGAGGCAGAGUUACACCUUCAGCCUGAAUGUGUCCCAGCCCAGCAGAGGGCAGUGGGGCAGCGCCAGCCUCACGAUACUACCCAACAAUCCACCUUAUGGAGGACUGUGUGAUCUCAGUCCAGAAUCAGACAUCCGUGUGCUGGAGACUUUGGUGACCUACAACUGCUCAGGGUGGCAAGAUGAUGGAAGUGAUGUCACUCAGCUGAUCUAUACACUCCAGGUAUCACCAUGUCAGCAAACUGGCCCUAAGUGCCCCUUGCUCACUUUGUACAGGGGAACUCGUUCAACAUACCACACCCUGGUUCCAAUGGGAAGUCCUGGACCAGCAAGACACACGUCAGUUAUCACAGUGACAGUGCUGGUAGAGGACUAUCUCGGGGCAAAGGUUGUAGCCCUGAACAGAACGUUGACCGUUGGAAACCCUGCAGGGGACAAGGUUUCCAGUCCACAGCUCAGAAACAAGGGCCAGACUGAGCUUCAGGCUUUAGUCCAGCGUGGCAACCCACAAGAGAUCAUCCCUUAUUCUAUUGCCCUUACCAGCCAACUCAACCAGAUGGAGUCUGGACAGACUGCUGGGGACCUCAAAGACAGACGAGAGAUUCAUGACAGUGUGAUCCAAGCCCUCACCUCUCUCCCUGUUUCAUCAUUACUGGAUGUUGAUCAGAUCAGCGCUGCAUUGUCACAGUCUAUGGCUAUUCAGAGAGAGAUGGUUUCUCAUAGCAGUCAGGAGAAAGUCCUGAAAGCAGUGCAAAACAUGAUCCAGGUCAUGGAGGAGCAGACCAGUCCUGGAGCUCAGUCAGCUGUGGACAGAGGAAGAAACAUCCUUAAUAUUAUAGGUAAUACACUCACUGCUGCGUCCUUCAGUUCACAACAAACCCUCUCCAGCCCUCUGCAGCCAGCCUCAUCAACCUUCCUGUCUGUGCUGGGUCACACCAGAGCCCUGAUGCGCUCUCUGAUGAAUGCACGUGUUCAUGGCGAGGCACCGCUGUCACUCUCAAGCCCUUAUCUCAACGCUGUGGGCUUCCUUGGAGACCCUUCUGACCUCCUGUGCACUCAUCACUCCAACCAGAACCAGAUCCUUCCCCCUCAGCCGUCAACAAGGACUCCUUCCUGUCAGUUUCACAUCCCUGACUCCUUCACGACUUACCUGAAGAGGCAGGAACCUGAGGUGGUGCAGGUUCUCUUUGGCAUGGAUGCAGAUACAGGACCUAACUCUAUUCUGGCUUCAGCAGACCCUCCAAUUUCUACCAGUCUGGUCGCCAUGGAGCUCACCACACCUCAGGGCCGACCAAUACCCAUCCAGGGUCUGGACCCUGAACAUGCCAUACGGAUAAUCUUGCCUAACAAGCAGCCCCCUGUGGGUCCUAAUGACCUGGAUGGAGAUUGGAGGGUGGGUGAGAGUGGAAAUGAAACAUGUGUGAUCACACCACUCCCUGCUCAAGGAGAGCUGAACUUCACGGUCCGAGCUGUGGAUGGACUGGGUCAAGAUGCAGGAUUAUAUAUUUCCUUCAACUUCAGCCAUGACGCAGGACCCGGUGUUAUGAACCUGGGACAUGUCAAGAUCGAAGUGAGCUUUGCAGCGCCAGGGACUAAUGAAUCUUAUCGCUCUCUAUCACGAGAGUGGGCUCUCACUUUCUCUGCUUCAACCACUUGGAAGGAAGAAGCCAUCUUUCUCUCCCCGCACUCACUGUGCCGAUACUACAGUGUUCAUGAGAGGCGCUGGAGCAGUGAGGGUUUACAGCCACUGGAUGGCAGCACACUCCAUGCAGCACACUGUCUCACCAAGCACCUCACCCUGUUUGGGGCCAGUAUGUUUGUCUAUCCCAGGGCUGUUGUUCUGCUACCACCAUCAGAUGGUCCCAUACGUAACGUGGUGGUGGGCAUUGUGUGUGCUGUCCUGGUUCUGAUCCACAUACUGAUGGGGCUCAUUGCCUACAAACUAGACCACUUUGACAGCUUGAGGCUGAGCCAAGUCCCGCUGUGUAGCCAACCAGGGCUGUACCACUACAGGGUGCUGGUGAAGACUGGCAGGCGGCGAGGAGCAGGCACCACAGCACAUGUCGGCAUCUGCCUGUACGGUGUAACAAAGAGCGGCUCUCGUCACCUGCAGAGAGAGGGAGCUUUUCAACGAGGCAGCCUGGACCAGUUUCACCUAGAAACAGACGAGAACCUCAGGGAAAUCUGGAAAAUACGUAUUUGGCACGAUAACACAGGGCUGGACCCCUCCUGGUAUGUCCAACAUGUGGUGGUCUGGGACCCUCAGACAGACCACAUGUUCUUCUUCAUGCUGGAGGACUGGCUCUCUGUUGAGAAUCAGAAGAGCAGCAGUGUGGAGAGGGAAGUCCUCACCUCCUGUCCAGAGGAGCUUUACCAGUUUGGGCGGGUCUUGGGCUCCCAGCUGGUGUUUGGUAUGGUUGAGCACCACCUGUGGCUGUCCCUGUGGGAGCGCCCUGCACACAGCCGCUUCACCAGGUGUCAGAGGAUCACAUGCAGUGCCCUCACGCUGCACCUCUACUUGGCACUGGGUGCUCUGUGGUACGGGGCUGUUGGUACGGAGGCACACAGUGGACCAGUUGCAGCUCAGCUCCUGCUCAACAUGGAGACGGUUGCUGUGGGGUUGUGUGUUGCAGUGCUGGUGUUUCCUCUCCAGAGCUGUCUGUGUUUCCUGUUCAGACAGUGUAACAGUCAGGUGUCCAAAGACAUGUCCACUCCCUCUUCUCCUGUGUGUCCCUCUGGGGAGAUCUACCUCUGCCAAUCAGAGCUCUCUGGUCCUUCCUUCUUGUCUUUUGCUGAUUCGUCAGGCCACGUGCGGGACAGUCCUUUCUCUUUACUGGAGAGCAAGCUGCUGGACUCCAGUAUUCUGGACUUCUGGGCUACAUCUGGACUGGCAGCACAGACCGACAGGAGAGUGUGUCGAGAGGACUGCACAGAGACAUGGCAGUCCUGUGACAGCUUACUCAGUCUACCAGUAGACCCGUGUCUCACCAAAUCAUCCCCAGCUCCCAUCGUAGGCGGAAUGUCUGUGGUCGGCCCUGCACGGCAGAUAAGGAGGAAGAAAGCCAUGAUGCAGCCUCGCCAGUCUUCAUCCUCGCCCACUGACCCCACUACUGCUUCAGUCCCUCUCAUUGGCACAUAUGCCCUUUCAAAAGGAACUACCACGUUGGGCUCAAAGGUCUCUGCCUUCAACAGCAACCUUGUGCAAGCUUACAGCCACAAUCUGACAACGUUUUUAACUCUCUCUGAGGAAGAUCUGCUGAUGUCCAUCGCAGCAGCAUCAGAGGACCCAGCACACGUAACCAACAGCAACUCAGACAGCGGCCGGGACUCCCCGAGAACCACCUCCUCAUUCUCCAACACCCAGAGCAGCAGCUGGUCUCAGCAGAGUGAGGACAAGUCCUUUUUUGCUGAUAUCCACAAGCCAGAUCCAGAUCCACUGUCCUGCCCCUCCCUGUAUGGAGCAGGACUCCAUAAGAGUCCCUCUGUGCUCUCUGUGGACUCAGUAGCCAGCACCUUCCUGCCGAGCCCGUCUACAGAGUCUUCACGGUCUUGCUCCAGCACACGAAUAGGUGUCGCCCGGAGUAAACCUGGCUGGCUGCUCCCCCACUGGGCGCUGUGUGUGAUUUACUCCGUGGUGGCUGUGCUGUUAGGAACAUGCCUAACCGUGGUGGGAGUCUACGGCGGCUACAUGUCCAGAACAGUGGUCAUCAUGUGGCUCGUAUCUGUGCUGUCUGCCUUUUUCACCUCUGCCUUACUUCUCGAACCUCUCAAAGUGUGCAUGCAAGCCCUCAUUAGCACAGCCCUGUGGAGGCCUGUGGACCCAGAGGUGGAGGACCACCUGGCUCAGGAGUCCACUGUGGUGAGGCCGUUCAGAGAGCAUUGUGGAAAUGUUCGACCACCGUGUGGCUAUGGGCUCCUGCAGGCCAAAGAGGAAGCCCGCAGAGUCAGAGCUCUGCAAUCACUGAUGAGGCACUGUGUUGUCCAGCUGUUGUUUCUGUUGCUGGUGUUGAUGGUGAACUACCAGGACAGCGCAGAGAGAAGACAGGGCAGGCUGCUGCUCUCUGCUGUCAGACACCGACUUCACACCGCACCCUCGGGAGUCCCUAACCUCACCUCACUCAGAGACUGGUCAGACGCAGAGCAGUGGAUCAACCACACCUUGGUGCCAAACCUGCACCAAUACCCAUCGCUGCAUCUUGUAGGACUACCACAGCUGCAGUACACACACACCCUCAGUCCUCUGGCAAGUUACUUCCUGGAAGAUCACAAUGUGACAACCCAACAUCCUGCAGCUGGUCUGCACAUGCCAGAGUGGUCCAAAAAACAGUUGAGAAGCCUUUCAAUAGACUUCACACUCUCCCACAGAGAGUCUUCUCUGUUUGUGUGUGUGUCAAUACAACUGGAAUGGGCUCACACACACCGAGUCACCCCUUCUCUCUUCAUCCAUCCGUUCCUAAUCCCUUUAUCGUACCUUGGUCUGGACCUGCAAACGGCACUUAUGGUUCUCCUCCUCAUCUCUGGCCUCUUCAUCUUAUUCAGAGAAGUGAGGUCGAUAGCUACAGAGAGAGCCUGGUGUCUACAUCUCAGCCUGUUACAGCUUUGUAUGGCCUUGCUCUGCCUGGCAACAGCUAUCCUGCAUUUUUGCUUCCUAUCGCUGGCCACUUCCUCUGUUUCAAGGUCGGUCCACUUGCUUCUACUGUUGUGUGUUCCAGCUGCUGGGGACCCUGAGGUUUGUGCGGAGAUGGGUGGUGUUGGGCAAAGUGCUGCAGAGAGCCUGGAGGGAGCUGCUGGCUGUGUCUGCCCUGUUCUUCCUGCUGCUGCUCUGCUGUCACCUCGUGAACACUUGGAAGGUUUCCUGUCACUUUAUGAGAACAGAGUCUCGGUGCUUUCGUUCCUGCGUGGUCGAAUCCACCCUGGCCUAGGGCUCCUUUUGUUUGUGGGAGGUCUCUGGCUCUUAUCCAGACUCUGUGGAGCUGUUCUCAUCCAUGCAUACAGGGCUGAGCAGGCCGAGCUGCACCGACCAACCAUUGGACCUCAGGACUUUGAGAUGGUGGAGUUCUUCAUCAAGAGGCUCAGGUUGUGGAUGGGACUCACUAAAGCCAAAGAAUUCAGACACAGAGUCAAGUUUGAAGGUAUGGACAUGCCCCCCUCCAGGUCCUCCCAGGAAUCCCGUCUGUCUACGCUGUCUCCCUUCCUCUCCUCUCCCCGCUCUCCUUCCACAUGCUCCUCAUUUUCAUCUCAGCGUCCCUUGUCCUCCGCUCUCUCGGUGAGGUCAGAGGACUCUUCGUUUUCUGAGUCUGAUGUCCAGCCGUACUUGGAUCAUCUGCUGCCAUGUGUCACUUCCCUGCUCUCUCACUUUGAUCAGGUCAAUCAGAUCAAUGAGGAUGUUUAUGACCUGGAGAAAAAACUGGAAGAUGCUCAAACAAGAAGAAGGAAAAGGUUGAUGAGUGACAAUCCUAAAAGAUCUGAGAACCUGAGGGACUCAGCAAAUCCAGAGAACCUGGAGAGAGGAGGGAGAGAAGAAGCUGGAAACAGAAAGGAAGGCUUCUUCUACUCCAGGACAAGAGUUUCCCUCCCCUCAACUUAUUCUGUCAUUCCCUCCAAAGCUCACAACUCUACUGAAUCUACCUGCAUCUUUCCCCAGACAUACAGUGCCUACUCUGAGUCAGAAUCAGCAUCACACCAGCCUCAGGGAUUGAGAAACCACCAAGCAGCAAAGGUUGCAUCUGGAAACUGUGGUUUGCAUCCUGCAGGUUUUCCUGGAUUUGGUAGGUUCAACAUGAGAAGAGCUUGGCAUUCUGGGAGUUCUCAUUCAGCCGAUGCAGCUCAGAGGAACUUCCUGACCCAAGGUGGAGGAGUGGGUACCUGUGGCAAUGGAAGAGAAAACUUGGCACUCAUCAGCAGCAGACCAAGGAGUGAACAAGGGUUAAGGAGGCAGGUCAGAGACGGGGUCCCUGUGAAGAGGAAGGCUUGGAUAUGUGAACAAUCAGAGAUGGAGCUCGACUGUUAAACCUGUUGUCACCUGGUCUAUGAUCCGUCCUUACUUUACUUCUGUUGUGUUUAAAGCAAAGUGUUGAACAGCUGACAUUAGAUGUUACACCUUUGAUAAUGUUUACUCCUCACAAACAUGAUCAAGAGUCUGAGUCCACGACAAGAGUCUGAAGGUGCAUUUCUGGGGUCUUUUAGUCCCCAGAACUACUUUCCCCUGAAGUAAAAGGUUCCUGUGCCCCCAUUGUUGUCUGCGUUUCGACCGCGGGCUGAAUGUAAAU
Molecule: messenger RNA, 12340 nt
Organism: Notolabrus celidotus (New Zealand spotty)
Lineage: Eukaryota; Metazoa; Chordata; Actinopteri; Labriformes; Labridae
Gene: pkd1b
Product: polycystic kidney disease 1b
Exons: 41
Coding region: 1-12081 (4026 amino acids)
Biological process (GO): kidney development
Cellular component (GO): membrane
Molecular function (GO): protein binding
Source: RefSeq, a predicted model, not a curated record